This is a messenger RNA of Drosophila guanche, 2953 nucleotides long. It is a transcript of the gene Nct, whose product is annotated as nicastrin. The record is from RefSeq and is a predicted model, not a curated record. Gene Ontology annotation, cellular component: membrane. The transcript is spliced from 7 exons. Lineage: Eukaryota; Metazoa; Arthropoda; Insecta; Diptera; Drosophilidae. The coding region runs from base 107 to 2206 and encodes 699 amino acids. Gene Ontology annotation, biological process: protein processing; Notch receptor processing.
UAAAAUGUUUUUGUUUCUGUGAACAAUUUUAACUAUUUUGGCAGCAAAAGAACUGGUCAGCGAGCGCAAACAAAUAGCAAAGCAAACAGCUUGCAAAGGUCUUUCAAUGGAAAAGCGGGUACAAGCGGCUGCAAUAUGGCUGUUAAUGCUGCUGCACGGAGCUGCUGUCGCUCAAGGCGGACGUACGCGCGAUAAGAUGUACCAGUCCAUUGUGGGCGCGGGCUGCUUUCGACGCUUGAACGGCACCCAUCAGACUGGCUGCUCUUCCACACACGCGGGCUCAGUGGGCGUGUUGCAUCUGAUUAAUGUCGAGGCGGACUUGGAGUUUCUGCUCGCCAGUCCUCCGUCGCCGCCGUACGCCCCGAUGAUACCACCGCACCUGUUCACUAGACAAAAUCUCUUGCGGCUGAUAGAGGCCGGACCCAAGAACAUCUCAGUGGUGCUGCUGAUCAACAAACCCGAAAAGAUGAAGCAAUUCUCGCACGAGCUGAACUGCCCGAACCAGUACAGCAGCCUGAACAACAGCGAGACGUGUGAUGCCAGCAAUCCAGCCACCAGCUGGAAUCCCUGGGGCACGGGCCUGCUGCACGAGGACUUUCCCUUUCCCAUCUACUACAUAGCCGACACUGAGGAAAUCACCAAGCUGGAGGAGUGCUUCGAGAAGUUCAACAACUUCGACUACGAGACGCAUGCCCAGCGCAGUCUGUGCGCCGUCGAGGUCAAGUCCUUUAUGUCGGCCGCCGUCAGCUCCGAGGUGUGCAUAAGGCGCACCCGUUUCAUCAACAAUUUGAGCGGCAGCAAGUACUGCGAUCCGCUUGAGGGUCGCAAUGUUUAUGCCACUGUAUAUCCGCGCAACAUCACGACCGAUGAAUCGGAAGUAAAUGAAAUUAUAACCAGGGAAAAGUUCAUUUUGGUCAGCUGUCGCCUGGAUACCGCCAGCAUGUUUGAUGGCGUGGGUCUGGGGGCCAUGGACUCGCUCGUGGGACUGGCCAUAUUAACGCAGGUGGCAAAUCUUCUCAGGCAGCUGCUGCCGCCUCAAAGCUCGCUGCCCGAUACCAAGCGUAAUGUGCUCUUUGUGACGUUCAAUGGCGAAUCCUACGACUAUAUCGGAUCCCAGCGCUUCGUCUACGACGUAGAGAGAUUCGCUUUUCCCAAGGCGUCCGCUCACCGCGCUCCCAUCACGUUCGACAACAUUGAGUUCAUGCUGGACAUUGGCACACUGGACGACAUAGCCAACAUCAAGCUGCACGCUUUGAGUGGCACCCCACUCGUUCAGAAGUUGCUGCAGCAGCUCAACAGCUAUGCCCAGUCGCCGCGUUAUGGCUUCAACCUGAACAUCCAGUCGGAAAUGAGCUACCACAUACCGCCCACAUCGGCGCAGUCUUUCCUGCGGCGCGACCCAAGGUUCCCCGCUCUGAUCCUGAAUGCAAAGCCAGCCAAUAAGUACUAUCACUCGAUCUACGAUGAUGUGGAUAACGUGGCCUUUACCUAUGGCAACACCAGUCAGGAUUUCACCUUGCUGCUGGAUGUGGGCGACACCAAGGGCUUCAAGGCUGACGCUCUGCAAAUGAAAGUGCGCAAUGUGUCCUCCAUUGUGGCCAUGGCGCUCUACGAGACGCUCACUGGCAAGGAGUACACGGGCAGCAAGGUGGCCAAUCCAGUGCUGGCCGAUGAGUUCUUCUACUGUUUCCUGAUGUCGGCCGACUGUCCACUCUUCAAGGCCGCAUCCUAUCCGGGCAGUCCCAAGGGUCUGCCCAUGCCUCCAAUGCGGUACGUAAGCGUAUUGGGCGGCCCACAGGAGUCAUCCGGGUGGACCUAUCGUGUGCUGGGCUAUCUGCUCUCGCAACAGCAGCCAAAGAUACCCAAAGACAACUGCACCGUCUUGCCGCUGCACUACUUUGCGGGCUUCAAUGGUGCCGGGGAGUGCCGUCUGACCACACAGAACUAUAGCUCUGCCUUGAGUCCAGCCUUUCUGAUUGAUGACUACGAUUGGCGCUCGGGCAACUACUCUACAUGGACGGAAUCCACCUGGUCGCUGUUUAGUGCACGCAUCUUCCUGCGUCCGUCCAGUGUGCAUCAGAUCACAACGCUCAGUGUCGGCAUUGUGGUGCUCAUUCUCUCCUUCUGCCUGGUGUACAUCAUCAGCUCCCGCUCGGAAGUCCUCUUCGAGGAUCUACCGGCAAGCAAUGCCGCAUUGUUUGGUUGAGGUGUGCACAGCUGUCGCCACAGCGACGUCAUGAUCAUGUCGAGCGACUCAUUACCAAGAAAUCUGCAUGCAAAAAACUGAUCUUAUGCGACUGAAGUUUCUUAGAGUAGUUAGCUAUCGAACCACCAACCCAACUCUUUGACACGUGUGUGCUCUUCUAGGUUACCGCCCCCGACGGCCUGUUAGUGUCAGCGGAUCGCGCAUAAGGAAGUUCUCCCCCACACUGAAAGGGAUCUAACUAAAAGACACUAAAUGAUAUUCUAAUUCUUUCUAAUUUAAACCUUUAGGUAAACCAUUUAUUUGUAUGUAUUUUUGUAUCUUUAAACGAGUAAAUUAGCGACUAUUUUGUAUCAUAUACAUAUAUAUAUAAUAGACACUUAAUCAAACACACACAUCCAGAAGAAACGCUCGUUAAACCCUUCCCGGUCUACGCUCCUCAGUGCCCUGCCCGCUUUUGCAUUGUACAUAGAGACAAAAGAUACAUAAUGUAAAACUCUCUACGGAUGCCAAGGAACACACAUGUCUGUACAAAUAUUGACAAAAUACUGCUGCUAUGUAGGUAUAAUCCUAAGUCCAGGGAGCUACUUAUUCAUACUAACUUCUGCAUCCCCUGCGAUACUGAACGAUACUGAACUUAAUGAUCUGAAAAUCAUAACUUCAUAGAAGACAUAGGCGAGUAAUAACUAUAUUCUAGUAACGACUUUAACUUAUGUACGGUUAAUAAAUUUUGAUAAGGUGUAAAACCAA